This is a messenger RNA of Styela clava, 2292 nucleotides long. Lineage: Eukaryota; Metazoa; Chordata; Ascidiacea; Stolidobranchia; Styelidae. The record is from RefSeq and is a predicted model, not a curated record.
UUAAAUUUUCUUUGCCUAUGGCUCUAUUAUUAUAAUAUAUUGUAUAUUCUCGAAAUAUUGAAAUUAUUACCAUAUUUGAUUAUUCGUUUAAUUAUAGUUAGAAUAAUUAGAUAGUCUAAAUGGGGAAUGGAAAUUCACAUCAUCGUCGGCCUAAGAAGCAUUCUAAGGACGACGCUUCGUUAGCGGCACCCACUCCUUCAGAAGGCAGAUUGACACCUUCCAUGCAGCAUAGAGGAACAGUGGGAAAAUUUCAAGGCAAAGAUGUCAUGAUAAGCUACAGUCAUCAGGAUAUAGAUAUAAUGAGAAAAAUAAAAACUAUUCUUGAGAAAGCUGAUAUCACGGUAUGGGUUGACGAAACUGGUUUGUCUCCUGGUACUUCAUAUUUACGAGAAAUCGGUGAAGCAAUUGUAGAUUCUUAUGCAUUUCUUGUUCUUCUGAGUCAAGACUCCGUACAGUCCAAGUACUGUCAAGAUGAAGUUUCACUUGCGUAUAUAUCAAACAAAAGUAUAUUUGCUGUCGCCAUCAAACCUUUUGAUGAACUAACGCCUAUCAUGGAUUUGGGAAUGAAACUUACACUUUCUGCAGUACAAUGGCAUUUUAUAACCGGGGAAAGCAAGAUGCACGAACAACUUGAACCUUUAAUAUCAAGUAUUCAAGCUAAUUUAACAGUCUUGAAACAAACUCAAUCUGAUUCAGAAGCAGAAGAACGAACAACGGAUGUAGAUUCUCAUCUAACUGAUAGUGGCAGUGAGAGUGAUAAUGAAUCCGAGGAGGAGCCUAGUAAUUAUGUGAUGAACAGACAAGCAUUUAAGUUACGACGAUUAAUGAGCAGGACGAGAAUUUUGUCAGAAGAAGAUGAAUUAGAAGAUACAUCGGAAAUACAAACUGACAAAGAAUUCUGGAUUUCUCAUUUUGGGAAAGAUAUUCAGAUGGUAGAAUGGCCGAAAUUUUCGCAAGCGGUCGACACCACAUAUGCAGAAGUCUGGAAACAGAUGUUGGUGACUGAACAACAGAAACAAUUGUUACUUCAUCUUAUGAGCAAAGAAAUGGCAGUCAAGAAAAACGUUCUUAAUUUCAAAGAAUUUAAAAGAUUCUGCACGAGAGACAGAGAAACUCUUCCUCUGUCACAAGCGAUUCGACUUUAUGCAGCGGAAACAUAUGCAAUGAAAGAAGUCUUCAAUGUCAACUCUAGUGUUAGAUUGUCUGCAAUCGCAAAUCUGAGAAAGUACCAAUCCAAAGCAGUGAUCGACUCAUUGUUGGAUUUACUGGAAGGUGAAGAAGAUCCUGAUAUCACUGUAGUUGCAGCUAUAUCUCUCGCUCAUGCUGCUAGUGGAAUUAAAAUGUUUAAAAAGAGAGCUGAAAUUGGGCUUCUGUUAUGUUUGGAUCACAAAGAUAGAUUAGUACGAGAGAGUGGAUGUCUUGCAUUGGGAAGAUUGAAAAGUAAAAAGUCAAUUUCAAAACUUGUCCAGUUAUGGCGAAAUGACACAAUAUCAUCAGUAAGAGAAGCUGCACAAAUCGCUAUUAAUCAAAUUGGUGGAGACGAAGCCGAACAAGCAAUGCAUGUUACUAAAGUCUUAUCGGAAGAAAUCGGGUUACUGAAAAAAUCUGACUAAAUCAAUUUAUAUGUUCUAUUUUUUCUGAAAAGGUUUCUUUCAAGAAUUUGAUAAUGUUGAAAUUACUGGUUAAUUGUUGUUGCCUAAUUCUUGAUUUUGAACGAAUUUUAGUACAAGUGUAAAUUUUGAUUUUCAAACAUUUUUUUAGUUCCAGUAUUAUGCACUCUAUUUUCUUGCGGGUAUAUUCGAAUUUUUUUUUUUUCAAAAUUAAUGAAUAUGACUAUAAUUUUAUUUACAAAAUAAUAAGUUGUGGAUGUGUUGGCAAUUCUAUAGAUAUCAUAAUUAAAGUUUUGUUUAAUAUUUCUUCAAUAUGCCUUGAUAUGACAAUAAAAAUGAUAAAAUGUUUUACUCAUUUUUAUACCCAUCGUUUUUAUGAAUUAAUAAAAUUUUUUGAACUUUUUUAUUACCUGAACGCUUCCAUUUGAGUUUUAAAUAUAGUACAUUACACAACAUACCCACAAACAUAAAAAUGCUUGGUGUCUAGUGUUACUACCAGGUUUCCCCGAAAAUAAGACAGGACCUUAUUUCAAUUUUCUUUCGAAAAAUAACACUGGUGCUAUUUUGGGAGAUGUCUUUUAUUAUCAUUUAUCAAAAUUAUAAAGUGAAUAAUUACAAGAUUUACAAACAUACUAAAUAUGGAAACCAAUAUCCACUCACUUAUAAAUAACAUGUUUUCAUU